UGACGCAGCCCUGUCGCCGCCAUGGAGGCGCUGGGACCCGGACCUCCAGCCAGCCUCUUCCAGCCACCUCGUCGUCCUGGCCUUGGAACUGUUGGGAAGCCAAUUCGACUGUUAGCCAAUCAUUUUCAGGUUCAGAUCCCUAAAAUAGAUGUGUAUCACUAUGAUGUGGAUAUUAAACUAGAAAAACGGCCUCCAACAGGGACUAUGGUGCGACACUUCAAGAUGCAGAUAUUUGGGGAUUGGCAGCCCGGCUAUGAAGGCAAAAGAAACAUGUACACAGCACAUCCACUGCCAAUUGGACGGGACAGGGUUGACAUGGAGGUGACCCUUCCAGGUGAGGGCAAAGACCAAACUUUCAAAGUGUCUGUGUAGUGGGUGUCAGUUGUGAGCCUUCAGUUGCUUUUGGAGGCUUUAGCUGGGCACCUGAAUGAAGUCCCUGACGACUCAGUACAAGCACUUGACGUUAUUACAAGGCAUCUCCCCUCUAUGAGAUACACUCCUGUGGGCCGUUCUUUGUUCUCACCUCCUGAAGGUUAUUACCACCCUCUGGGAGGUGGCAGAGAGGUCUGGUUCGGCUUUCACCAGUCUGUGAGACCUGCCAUGUGGAAUAUGAUGCUCAAUAUUGAUGUAUCUGCAACUGCUUUCUACUGGGCCCAGCCUAUCAUUGAGUUCAUGUGUGAGGUUUUAGAUAUUCAGAACAUCAAUGAACAAAGGAAACCUCUAACGGACUCCCAGUGUGUCAAGUUUACCAAAGAAAUUAGAGCUUUGAAAUCUUUGUUAUCUGCAGUAGGUCUCAAAGUUGAGGUGACUCACUGUGGACAGAUGAAACGAAAAUAUCGAGUUUGUAAUGUGACAAGACGACCAGCCAGUCAUCAAACCUUUCCUUUGCAGCUAGAAAACGGUCAGGCUCUGGAAUGUACAGUAGCUCAGUAUUUUAAGCAGAAGUAUAGUCUGCAGCUGAAGUACCCCCAUCUGCCCUGCCUUCAGGUGGGACAAGAACAGAUGCAUACAUACUUGCCACUUGAGGUCUGUAAUAUAGUGGCAGGACAGAGAUGUAUAAAGAAGCUCACAGACAAUCAGACAUCCACCACAAUGAUCAAAGCCACAGCAAGAUCUGCUCCUGACAGACAGGAGGAAAUCAGUAGACUGGUAAAGAGCAACAGCAUGGUGGGUGGGCCUGACCCAUACCUGAAGGAGAUGAUUGUUGUCCACAAUGAGAUGACGGAGCUCACAGGCAGGGUCCUCCCAGCUCCCAUGCUGCAGUACGGAGGCCGGAAUAAAACAGUAGUCACACCCAACCAGGGUGUCUGGGACAUGCGAGGAAAGCAGCUUUAUGCUGGCAUUGAGAUUCAAGUUUGGGCAGUGGCUUGUUUUGCGCCUCAGAAACAAUGUAGGGAAGAUUUGCUAAAGAGUUUCACUGACCAGCUUCGUAAAAUCUCCAAGGAUGCGGGGAUGCCCAUCCAGGGUCAGCCAUGCUUCUGCAAGUACGCACAAGGUGCCGACAGUGUGGAGCCCAUGUUUAAACAUGUGAAAAUGACAUAUGUGGGCCUGCAGCUGAUAGUGGUUAUCCUGCCGGGAAAGACACCAGUAUAUGCGGAGGUGAAGCGUGUUGGAGAUACCCUUUUAGGUAUGGCCACACAGUGUGUCCAGGUCAAAAACGUUGUGAAGACCUCACCCCAAACCCUUUCCAACCUUUGCCUGAAGAUAAACGCAAAGCUUGGAGGAAUUAACAAUGUACUUGUACCUCACCAAAGGCCUUCAGUGUUCCAGCAGCCUGUCAUUUUCCUGGGAGCAGAUGUCACUCACCCGCCUGCUGGGGACGGGAAGAAACCUUCUAUCGCAGCUGUGGUGGGCAGCAUGGACGGCCACCCCAGCCGGUAUUGUGCCACAGUUCGGGUGCAGACGUCUCGGCAGGAGAUUGCUCAGGAGCUCCUCUACAGUCAGGAGAUUGUGCAGGAUCUGACAAGCAUGUCUCGGGAGCUACUGAUUCAGUUCUACAAGUCCACGCGCUUCAAGCCCACUCGUAUCAUCUACUACCGUGGAGGGGUGUCCGAGGGACAGAUGAAACAGGUAGCUUGGCCGGAGCUAUUAGCAAUUCGAAAGGCCUGUAUAAGCUUGGAGGAAGACUAUCGGCCUGGAAUAACCUACAUUGUAGUGCAAAAGAGACAUCACACUCGACUCUUCUGUGCAGAUAAAACAGAAAGGGUGGGGAAAAGUGGCAAUGUCCCAGCAGGCACUACGGUGGACAGUACCAUCACACAUCCGUCUGAGUUUGACUUUUACCUCUGUAGUCAUGCAGGAAUUCAGGGAACCAGCCGCCCUUCACAUUACCAGGUCUUGUGGGAUGACAACUGCUUCACUGCAGAUGAACUCCAGCUGCUGACUUACCAGCUUUGUCACACCUACGGAAGGUGCACGCGCUCGGUCUCCAUUCCUGCCCCUGCAUAUUAUGCCCGGCUGGUAGCAUUUCGGCCAAGGUAUCAUUUGGUGGAUAAAGAUCAUGACAGUGCGGAAGGCAGUCAUGUGUCAGGCCGGGACCCUCAGGCCUUGGCUAAGGCUGUGCAGAUCCACCACGAUACCCAGCACACUAUGUAUUUUGCCUGAGAGUCUUGGAAAAGAACUCAACCAAUUUGGCAUCCCACACAUCCUCAAAUGUUUCAGAUGCCUACUGCCUCUAGAUAGUGCCACAUUGAUCUCAAGUGGUCCCUACCAGCAGCUCGGAAUAGAUAGUUGCACUGAAUCUGUACUUUGCAGCCCUGUCUGAUACAUCAACAAAACUGAGCCAUUUAAAAAAAAAGAAGAAAAGAAAAGAAAAAAAAAGGAAUGGAAACUCAUAGAUUAUGUUUUCUGAUGCACUGGACAAUUUUUACCUCAACGUGCAAAGGCUGAUCAGCCUUUACUUUCUAAAGGACUUACUUUCCAAGGAGGGUUUCUAUGGGAUAUUUUGCUAGCUGUGGUAUUCACCGCAUCUAGUCUUAUAAGAGGAGUAUUUCCUUUUUCCUGUGUUCAUUGAGUGGGGUGUAUGCAUAAGUGGGAGAGAAAAACCAAACGACCUGUUUCAUUUCCACGCCACUUUUUAACUAGGUGGGUUUUUAAUGGAGAUUUCUGACUUCAGCACUGUAAAUGCCUUUAAGGAGCACUUAAUUUUUGAAAGUUUUACAGAAUUUUAUUACUUCCACUGCUUUAUCUUACUGAUCUCUUCGGGCCUGUGCUGUGCAGAACAGGCUGCCUGACAAUUGCACUAUAUUUGGCUGCAGAUUCGAACAGGCAGUUCUCUUACUUGGCUGGCAUUGGUGACUGUGACAUGAGCAGGUGUGAUGCAUGUCGCAGGGACACCUGACACUGCCAUGGUAAAAAGUAAAAGCUCUCCUCCCUAUUUGGAAAAAAAAUUAGCUUUUAGUAUUUUCCCAAGUUUUUGAAAGUGCCCAUUUUAUGCUGCUAUGUGGUUGGUUAGCUCUAAAUGAUUUUUAGACUUCUCUCAUAGAAAGUUAACUUUGGCAAUAAGUGUUUUUAAGGCCCCCCCUCCCCUCUCUCCCCGACGAGGUAGUUUUCUAGAUGAAAUUUUAGUAUGAUUUUAUCAACUAUUUCUUAAUAUAUCAUAACCUGAAUAUUCUGAAACACAUAUAUUUCCAUGCCCUUUAAAAUAAAAAAAAAUUACACUCACAAUGUCCAGUCUAUUUGCAUUUGGCAA
Peromyscus leucopus (white-footed mouse) is the source of this 3691-nucleotide messenger RNA. RefSeq names its product protein argonaute-4-like. NCBI's taxonomy places the organism in Eukaryota, Metazoa, Chordata, Mammalia, Rodentia, Cricetidae. The record is from RefSeq and is a predicted model, not a curated record. Gene Ontology annotation, molecular function: RNA binding; protein binding.